AACACUCACCUUUUUCGAUUUCGACCUUCCGGUUUUCUUUUUCGAGAACCGCUGAGGUAGCGGUUGAAUUAAUUAAGGACAAAAUGGAUCCGCAAACGUUCCUGGAUAUCGCCACAAAGGUGACGAAGUUAAAGAUGUACCCCUAUUUCGACAUUGCUCACUACACUCUCAUGUGCAUGGCGGCACGGGACGACGCACCGGCGAACGCCGCGGGGGGAACAGCUUUUUCCAGAAAGCACCCCCUCUCCUGCUGGGUGUCGUCCAUGUUGCUGUGUUUUGCGGGGAGUCUGAUUGCAAACUUCUUACUGGGAGAACCUAUUUUAACACCAUUCAAGGAUCACAACUCACUGCUGACUGCCUCAGUUGUAUGGUACUUGAUAUUUUAUUCACCAUUUGACAUUGUAUACAAAGCUGUAAAAUUCCUACCAUGUAAACUGGCAGUGGCAGGACUAAAGGAAGUGCAGCGAGCUCACAAAGUGUACCACGGCGUUGUUUACACGGCCAAAGUGUAUCCUAACUCUGUACUCAUCAUUCUCCUCAUAGGAACAAUAAAAGGAGCAGGAAGUGGUUUAAUGAAGACAUUUGAGAGACUGGUCAGGGGAUUAUGGAUUCCAGGGACAAACGAAGUACUGCAGCCCUCAUUUGUUACGAAGGCCUGUUUUCUGGCAUCUCUUGUGUUUCUUAUGGAGAAGAUGAACUACAUCACAGCCCCUCACGCCCUGGUGUAUUUCGGUGUAGUCAUUUUCUUUGUUUACUUUAAACUCUCUGCCCUGCUUCUUGGCAUCCACGACCCGUUUGCUCCUUUUGAAAACUUAUUUUGCGCAAUAUUCAUGGGAGGAAUGUGGGAUGCCAUGAGACGAGCAGUUGCCACAGAAACCAAGAAAGAAGAGAAAGACUCGGACAUUCCAGUGAAGAGUCGAGAAGACAAGAAGAAUGACUGAACAAAGAAAGGAAACAUGAAAUUUGGUGUUGUGAAAUAUAGGACAUCUCCUUCCCCAGAUCUCCUAGGCUUUUGAAUUUAUUUAUCCAAGAGUUUGUGUAGAUGUAUUAUCUUCAUCUGUUAUGACAGGAAUUAGGGGUGUGUGUAACUUACAAGGUGUGUACAGAAACAUACAAGGCCUGAAGGGGCGUGGCCUCACCUCAGAAGUUUUAAAUAACAAGGUCAGGGAUUAUAGAGAAAUUCAGUAAUUAAUUGUGCUUUCCUUGGGUGAUUUACAGACAAGUAUUAGGGAGUGUAGAAGGAUAUACCUUUCUUAGUAAACUCUAUAUGGCAAUAACACUGUUAUCCAAACUGAGUUAAACUUGGAUAGCUAACUUUCUAACAAGCUUAGUAUCAGGAAAAGUGGUUUAAAAUGGGACUUGUCACAGAAAUUGUAAAGGUUCGUUGUCAAGUCUAAGAUGUUUUGAAAUCUAGAUGUGUUUCAGGAAAGGAAGUUGUGGGUUUUGAGUACUGUACAUGUACAGAACUUAUUAAAGAGUCACACUGGAGUAAUACAUAGAACUAGUUGAUUUCAAAAAGAUCACAGUAAAUUGUACAUGUAAUUUUAUGAGUGUGGGAGAUUGUUGAGAUUAUCAACCUUUUUAAAGACUGUGGUUUUUAUGAACAAGGAAGGAAACAGUGUUAGGAAGUGGUUCGAGUUUUACGUUAGUGAGUAGAUUUAACUGUAAUAAACAGAAGGCCGACUGUUAGUGAGUAGAUUUAACUGUAAUAAACAGAAGGCCGACUGUUAGUGAGUAGAUUUAACUGUAAUAAACAGAAGGCCGACUGUUAGUGAGUAGAUUUAACUGUAAUAAACAGAAGGCCGACUGUUAGUGAGUAGAUUUAACUUUAAUAAUCGGAAGGCAGACUAGUAAAACGUCCCUGAUGUUCGUGUAAGAUACAGAGUAUGUUUAUCCCUGUGAAUUCCUGUUUUGUAGAGAAAUAGAUGAUGGAUCUGUUGUGUAAAGUCUAGUUCUUGUUCAAGGACAUGGAUUUUCAGUAGAUCUUUACUUCAUGUAUUAAUAUUUUAUAAUUUAUUGUAAUAUAUUACAAAACUCAGCAUUAACAUGUAUACAACCAACAUACUCUGGGGGCAAAAUAUUUUUGUACCACUCUUAUGUAAUGCCCACCAUUUUAAAUGUAAUAUUUAUUUUUAAUAAAAUGAAUUGCUAGUCUUUGAUUGUAAGUAGUGCAAUAUACUCUACACAUAGCCAUUGUAUUGAAAUCGUUGAUUAUAAAUUAUUAAAGGAACAAUAACAUAUAAGAAGAAUUUUCAUGAAUGGUUGCAUCUUUCACCUCGGCAUGUCAGAAAAAAUGUGUUUCAAUGUUCAUUGUGUCUGUGCUAUCAAUUGAUUCUGGAGAGUUCGGAAUAAACUUCCCUUUGAAA
Saccostrea cuccullata (small rock oyster) is the source of this 2366-nucleotide messenger RNA. RefSeq names its product trimeric intracellular cation channel type 1B.1-like. Lineage: Eukaryota; Metazoa; Mollusca; Bivalvia; Ostreida; Ostreidae. Bases 84 to 941 code for a protein of 285 amino acids. Gene Ontology annotation, molecular function: potassium channel activity; identical protein binding. The transcript has 5 exons. The record is from RefSeq and is a predicted model, not a curated record. Gene Ontology annotation, cellular component: membrane. Gene Ontology annotation, biological process: potassium ion transmembrane transport.